Molecule: messenger RNA, 2600 nt
Organism: Chinchilla lanigera (long-tailed chinchilla)
Lineage: Eukaryota; Metazoa; Chordata; Mammalia; Rodentia; Chinchillidae
Product: keratin-associated protein 2-1-like
Exons: 1
Coding region: 1888-2280 (130 amino acids)
Cellular component (GO): keratin filament
Source: RefSeq, a predicted model, not a curated record
CAGCAGGUCACCGAGGGAAGAAAGAUGCCAUUACAGGAUUUGCAGCUUAGAGUUCUGGAAACAGCCCAGGAGGUGGGUUUGUACAGGCUCAAAGUUGCUUUGCGCAGGCUAUUGGCAGCAGAAUCAACCUCAGGACUGAAUCUCUUUUGAUGGAAAUGAUGCAGUUAACAUAAACGGGCAAUAUUGUGUCUGAAAAUCUCUUACUUGAAACUCUGCCCCCCACUUGGAUAUUGGGGCUACUUCCUUGUUUCAGAGUGACUGAGCUUCUGUCAAGAUAAGAGUUUUCUCCUUACUGAUGUGACUUGGAGCAGAAAACUUUCUGAGAGUCUAUGACUCUAGAAAGCAAAAUGUCUUAAUACCACGUCCUUUAAUUCAUUAACAAAACCAAUAGACUUACAGACUUAUUCUUGUUCCUAGUAUCCGGGUGUAUUUAUCUAUCCUAAGCCAACUUACGGCAGGCCCAGCCAUAAAUAAAAAAAUGCUGAUUUUAUUUCACUGGGUAGAAUAGAAUUUUUCAUAAAAGCUGCUAUGUGUUCACUGUUUUGGGGAAGAGGGAUGAGGAGCCACUCAUCAGCGUUUAUGCUCAGUGGAAGACCUCUGCAACUGUUGAAGACUUGUCACUGCUUUGUCUGAAUGGCUUUGGAGAAAUCACUGCACAAAUCUGAUCUUUCAAGAAAUUUGAUAGACCAUGGUGGGUCUGAAUCUCAAAGGUCUCAAGAGUCCGGAUGAAGGUGGACAAAGACAGCAUGGAAGAGGAGCAUGCAAACCGAAGCACACACAUCUUCGGUGUGAAGGGCAUCAGUCACCCUUGGACCACGCCACCUUUUGUCUCCAUCCUCUCCUUGUUUACAUCCUGCACGUACAUUCUUAGCUAUGAUGGGAAAAAGUAAACCUACUUUAUCAGUCACUGAAUUUGCCUAGUCUUCUUAUAACCCCAUCUCACACUGCAAAACCGCUCAAGAUCCUCAGUCAACAAACCACUCUGUAACAGAAGAUAAUGGAUUCCUGCAUGCACACCCUCAAUAGACUUUCAAGAAUGUAAUACAGGGCACUUGUAUCAUGCCCAGGAAGCAAGGACUACCCCAACUUCAAUUUUCUACCCAAGAAUCUAAUCAGGGAAGAGCAUUCGAAAGGAACAUUAGGAAUAAAACCCUCCUUUCAUUUGACUUUGUUGAUCCAUGAAAUGCUGUUCUCCAUUAGUUAAUUGCUUUGUCUACGUCUGUUUCACCUUCCCAAACUUUGUGAUGACUGCGUGAUAGGAAACCACUCAGAAUCUAUUUUUCUUUCUCCACCCCCAAAUAGUAAAGCACUGUUUGUGGAGCAUCUGCUCACAGUGACUGUGAUUGUUAUCAUUACUGGCCGACUCACACAGGAGCACAGUCACUGCAGUGGCCUCGGUGACUACUUUCUCGCACAAAGGAAGGGAAGCAAUAUGUUGUUUUCCAGAAGCGUUGGCCAUCUUUGCCAAAGCAGAAGAGAUGCACACCUCUAAUGAGCCACUUCAGCCUUCUAGGAAUACUUGCUUCACCUUGAUGCCAAUUAGAGACCAGAUUAUGACUCAAACGUCUCAGUCCCUGGCCCGCAACAAGAGGAAAGUGUCAUGGUGGCCCGGAAGGACAGGCCAACUGAUGAGCAAUGCUUCUGAUGAUAUCAGUCACCAAGUAUUCACCUCAAGUGAAACAGCUGGCAAGUAGAAAGGGGAGCACCCUUCCUGGGCUUGGAAUUGCUCCCUCAGGGACCAAAUCGAGCCACUACUCCAGGAAAUGACCUUGAGUCCAAAAGGUCAGGAGCCCCGGCCAGGGUAUAUAAAGGCCCCAGCCCGGGAGGAGGGCAUCAGUUCUGAGAACCAGCUCCUCCCGCGCCUCCACCUCUCCACCCGCCUCCACCAUGUCCUGCUGCGGCUCCUUCUCCUCCCUGAGCUGCGGGGGUGGCUGCCUGCAGCCCUGCUGCGGCCGCGACCCCUGCUGCUGCCGUCCCGUGUCCUGCCAGACCACCGUGUGCCGGCCCGUGAGCUGCGUGCCCCGCUACACGCGCCCCAUCGUCGAGCCCUGCCCCAGGCCCGUGUGCUGCGACCCCUGCGGCCUGCAGGAGGGCUGCUGCCGCCCCAUCACCUGCUGCCCGUCGUCGUGCACGGCCGUGGUGUGCAGGCCCUGCUGCUGGGCGUCCACCUGCUGCCAGCCGGUGAGCGUGCAGGCACCCUGCUGCCGCCCUCCGUGCUGCCAGCCUGCUCCGUGCCGUGUGACCUGCAGGGGCUCCAGCCUUGACCCCUGCUGCUGCUGAGCUCCCCAUGGUCACUGCAUGCCUGGCUUUGGGGAAAGUCACACAUACUUCUGGAGACCACACCUGCUGGGUCAGACGGCGAGUGCCCUACAUAAUUACGCAGCUUAUCCUGGCCCCGUCUGACGACAGUAGAAGAAUCCCAGCUCCCAUCGUUUGAAUCCUUGCCUUAAACACAUGCAUAACCAAAGAUUGAAGCACCUAUUGCGUGAGUCUCUGUCUCACUGACCCGUCAUAUUUUUCUACAAAUUUAAGUCUCCCCAGUGGCAGACUUUUUCCUUCAGGCUAUUAUUUUGAUGCAUGGUAAAAAAUAAAGUUUUAUU